Molecule: messenger RNA, 1383 nt
Organism: Aegilops tauschii subsp. strangulata
Lineage: Eukaryota; Viridiplantae; Streptophyta; Magnoliopsida; Poales; Poaceae
Source: RefSeq, a predicted model, not a curated record
AUGUCCACCGCCGCCUCCACAGCCAACCCCGCGCCGCCACGUCACCGCCCGUCCGCCCCCGCCGUCGCGGCCCGCCGGGGCCCGGGGCAAGCCCGCCGAGCCCAUCGGGGCCCGUCCCCGCGCCCGCCUCGCCGGACUCUACCACCGCCCUUCGCCGCCGCCCGUCCCGCGCCCGAGGCGCCCGGCGACCCGCGCCUCCGCCGCGCCCGCGAGCCGCCGCCGCCUGCCUUCUACGCCGGCGCCCACGCGAUCCCGCGCCGCCGCGCUGGAGCUUCCCCGGCCGUCUCCGGUCGCCGCUCCGGUCAGAUCCGGGGAGUCUUCACUGAGAUGUACUCAAUGCCCAAUGGAGAGCAGGUGCAGGAGCAGGAGGGAGAGGUGAGCGGAGGGGAAAGCUCCGGCUGGCAGUCUGACGGAGGUGAGGACGAGGAGAGUGACGACCCGAGCGAUGGUGAAGAGGUUGAUUCUCCUCCUCGCACGGAAAGCCGAUCCAAGCAUACCCACGACCCAGCCAGCAUCCGAGGUAAAGCAACUGCACAGAUUGGACAGACUUCAAAGCACACUCGGACGGCUUCUCCUGUGCCGACUGAGAAGGCUCCAAAGCAGCCCAAAGUCAUGUCGCAAAAACCUCGGAAGGCCUUGCCCAAGAUCAAAGUGGCUGUACCUAUUGCUUCUGGUGCCGCUACUUCUGGGACUUCUGUAUACAAAGAUGAUGAGGAUGAGGAAAUGGAGGAUGCAGUCACUUCCAAUCCGGCUCCGCCCAAUGUUAUUGAACUUCCAGACGAUGACGAGGAUGCACCACUGAAGCACACAGAGGGGAGGAGCAGGACUUUGAGCAAGAAUGCAUCAACCAACAAGACGCCCCAGUCGACUCCAGCAACGGAACCAGUGAUUCAGCGGUCUGAAGACAUCAACCGGGCUUCUGUUACUUUUGUCGUUCCUUUGUCAAGUGCACAACCUUCAGCGUCGACUGCACAAGCUCCGACUGAUCCACCGCCGUCACUUUUCACCGCCCAUCACGUCCCAGAGGACCAAAAAUCUUGUGAACUUGGAGCUCGGUUUGCUGACUUGGAGCAGAAGCAGAUCCAGCUCAAUCUUGAUCUGGAGUUAGCCAAGACAACCCUGCAGAAGGCUAAGGAUAAAGUCGCUGAAACAAUGAACCAGGCUCUGGCGAAGAAGGAUUUGGACCUUGCAGCCGCACAGAAAGCAGCAGAAGAGAAAACAGCACUCGACGACCAGAAGCUGGCCUCAGUCGGUAAACUGGAGGAAGAGAAUGCUAAGCUGAAAACUGCCCAUGAUGAAGCCAACAAGGAGGCGACUCGUCUGAAGAAGGACAAGAGGACCCUGACCGAAAAAAGUGGAAGACAUCGCUCGCAAGAGAGAUGA